Molecule: messenger RNA, 1254 nt
Organism: Anoplopoma fimbria (sablefish)
Lineage: Eukaryota; Metazoa; Chordata; Actinopteri; Perciformes; Anoplopomatidae
Gene: tmem101
Product: transmembrane protein 101
Exons: 4
Coding region: 58-825 (255 amino acids)
Biological process (GO): positive regulation of canonical NF-kappaB signal transduction
Source: RefSeq, a predicted model, not a curated record
ACACCGCGUGUGUAUUUUCACCAGAAGUCCCUUCUGCAGGUUUAGAUUGCAGCAGCAAUGGCGGCUCCCAGCAGGAAGCAGACUUUGAGGUUCCUCAGCCAGCUAGGAGCCUUUAUUCUGACCAGGUUUGGGUUCUGGAACUGUUUUAGCAUGCUGAUGCUGUUUGCUGAACGAGCAGACUCAAAAAGGAAGCCAGACAUCCAUGUACCAUACCUGUACGUGGACAUGGGGGUUGCAGUGCUCUGUGCCAGCUUCAUGUCGUUUGGGGUGAAGAGGAGGUGGUUUGCAAUGGCCGCCGCCGUACAACUGGCCGUCAGCACUUACGCAUCGUAUGCUGGAGAACAGGUGUACUACGGGGACUGGCUUAAGGUACGGAUGUAUUCCAGAGCGCUGGCCAUUAUUGGAGGCUUUCUGGUUCUGGCCAGCGGGGCGGGGGAGGUGUACAGACAGAAACCUCGCAGCAGAUCCCUGCAGUCUACAGGACAAGUUUUCCUGGGCGUUUAUCUCAUUUGCAUGGUGUACUCCCUCCAGCACAGCAAAGAGGACCAGCAGGCCUAUCUGAACCACAUCAUUGGAGGAGAGAUCACUCUGAUGCUGCUGGAGGUGCUCUUUGGGGUGCUGGCUCUGGCCUUCCUCUCCGGCUACUACAUCCGCCUGGCCGCUCAGAUCCUGGCCACCACUCUGCCUCUGGUGAUCCUGCUCAUUGACGGCAAUCUGGGCUACUGGCACAACACCCGCAAGGUGGAGUUCUGGAACCAGAUGAAGCUGAUCGGACAUAACGUGGGCAUCUUCGGCGCCGUGUUGAUCCUGGCAACUGACGGUUGAACCCUUGAGGCUCUCAGAGACAACUCCUACAGGCCGAGGUGUCUGCGCAGGAUGCAGUUGUUGGCCUUUUGCGCCAGAGCUCGACUUUGAACUCAGACCUGCCGUCGCUCAGUGACCUCUCAGGAUUCAAACACUCCAGGCUGAGACUGUUGAAUGUACGCGGCGUCGAUUGUUUUUGGGCACCAGUUGGUAUCUUUUGCUUUUGCAAGAAAAAGAAAAAAAACAAAAAAAACACAUGCUUCCUUUUUCGCAAUUUUAUAAUUUAUUUGUUUACAUUUUUGUAUCUGUUAUGCUCUGAAACAUGACACUAAUGUUAAGUAUUGAUACUGUAUAUCUACAGAAUACCUUCUACUCCAGAAAUCAUAGUCUUAAAUGUAAUAAUAAUGUUUCACAGUAUAUGGUUUUCAAAAUUUGCAAAUAAAGGGAAUC